UAAAGCUUUUCACAUUAGUCUACCAUAAAUUGAAGCUCCGGCGUAUAGAGACAGAGGACUUGUCAAGAAAGAAAGACAGAUAUACAGACUGAAAGCUAAAUAUACUUGCUGAUAAGUAUUAAAAUGAUGGAGGAAGGGGUUGACCAGUCGUCUUAGGAGGGGCGUAACGAGUUUACCUGCAGGAAGUCAACAAGAGUUUCGAUGAAACCAUUAAGUGAACAAUGUAGCGAGCAUCAGAAGAAAAGCGUUGGGGAGAUGCCGAGUGAGGAGACGAGAACAGCAGCACCUGGAAACGGUGUGACUGUGAACGCAGCUCCUACGAGAGAGAGUCCAGGACAGCAGAAUGGGACUGUGUCUUCUCCUGAUGUCCCCAGGCCUGUAUCCCAGACUCAAUCUGAGCACCAGCCUCCAUCCUCUACACCAGCUGCUCCUGCUCAGCCUCCCAGAGAACAGUGGGGCGGCAAAUAUGAAUUUCUGCUCUCCUGUAUUGGCUACUGUGUGGGCCUGGGAAAUGUCUGGAGGUUCCCCUACCUCUGCUACCGAAACGGAGGAGGUGUGUUUCUCAUCCCGUACUUCAUCAUGCUCUUCUUCACGGGAAUGCCGCUCUUCCUCAUGGAGCUCAGCCUGGGCCAGUAUGGAGCCGCAGGUCCCAUCACAGUCUGGAAGUGCUGUCCCCUCCUCAAAGGGAUUGGAAUAGGGAUGCUAUGUGUGUCCAUUCUUGUGUGUCUCUAUUAUAAUGUUAUUAUCGCUUGGACGUUCUACUACCUGGGCAGUUCUUUCCAGAGCCCUCUGCCCUGGUCAUGUGAUGCUCUUCAUAACAUUCCCCUUUGUCAAAACAAAACUAAUAUCACCCAAAGUCCCUCUGAGGUCUUCUGGAACGAGAGGGUUCUGGGAGUAGUGAACAGCAAAGGGCUGCAUGAUCCCGGUCCAGUGCGUUGGCCUCUAGCUCUGUGCUUGCUGGCUGCCUGGGUCGUCAUUUUCCUUUGCAUGCUCAAGGGUAUUCGCAGCUCUGGCAAGGUGGUGUAUGUGACUGCUACCUUCCCCUAUUUUGUGCUGGUGGUCCUCAUCAUCAGAGGGGCCACCCUUGAGGGCUCUUUAAACGGUGUCGCCUUCUACCUCACUCCAAACUGGGCCCAUUUGGCGAAUGCACAGGUUUGGAAUGAUGCUGCGUCACAGAUCUUUUAUUCUUUGGGUAUUGGGGUUGGUGGACUCCUGUCAAUGGCGUCUUACAAUAAAUUUGACAAUAAUGUCAUCAGGGAUACUCUAAUCAUCACCAUAGGGAACUGCGGGACUAGCUUUUUUGCAGGCUUUGCCAUUUUCUCUAUCCUGGGACAUAUGGCUUGGAGGAAGAAGGUGCCUGUGGGUCAGGUGGCUGACUCAGGUCCUGGUCUGGCAUUUGUUGCCUACCCAGAAGCCCUGGCUCUUCUCCCAGGAUCAGUGUUUUGGUCCAUUCUGUUUUUUCUCAUGCUCUUUAUGCUGGGAGUGGAUACACUGUUUGGUAACAUGGAGGGGAUCUGUACAGCUGUGCUGGAUGAGUUUCCCCAGCUCAGAUCCAAUCUGAAGCACAAGACGCUGUUCCUGGCGCUGCUCUGUUUCUCCUUCUAUCUGAUGGGCCUGCUGCUCAUCACUGAUGGUGGGAUAUACUGGUUCACGCUCAUAGACUCCUUCAGCACAAGCUUUGGUCUCAUCAUCAUUACUCUCUUCAUGUGUAUUGGCAUCUCAUUCUUUUAUGGGGUGAACCAGUUCUGUCAGGACAUUGUGGACAUGAUCUGUCGCUGUCCACCCUGGUGCACAAAACUGCUAUUGUACUUCAAAGCCUGCUGGCUGGUUUUCACCCCCUUCCUGUUAACGUUCAUCCUGACCUACAUCUUCAUCGAGAUGUACCGUACGUCUCUGCGCUACGGCACCUAUGUGUUCCCGACCUGGGGCAAAGCGUUGGGCGUCUGUAUGGGUGCCUUCUGCUGUCUGCAGAUUCUCAUCUGGGCCAUAGUGGCCGUCAGUAAAGAGUCUGGCACUCUUAAAGAUCGCUUCCAGAAAUCUAUCCGUCCUCUCAAUUCCUGGCGCGUUAACAACAUAAACACGACCUCUCAGGAGCAGCAUGUGGAGCCUCAGCGUGUUGAGGGACCCUUCACGGUUAACCUGACUGAAGCGGACUUCACCGCCAUGAACUGGGAGGCCAUAAGCGAGGCAUAACACUGCACCAAGAGUUGGGAGGUUACAACUGUGGGACAUCUCAAAAGGACAAGUACUGUAUGGUGAGGACUUCUGUUUGGAGAAUCAUGCACACUCUCUCACCAGGCAAGCUGGAUUAAAAUGAACAUUUAAAUGAUCGUAUAAAAAAAAACAUUUAUUUCUAUUUGUUGUUUGGUAUAGUAAGGGGCAUAAUGCCAAAACCAGAGAAACGCAAAGGACUUUAGGAUUCUUUGGCUGAAUUCAUGAUGUCUUAAGGAUUCCAUUUCAUGCUGUUCAUCAUGUCAUGAUGUCAUGUUCAAGUCUUUUCAUCAAAGAGUGUUUAGGCUUAUUUUAAAAGGUAACAGAUCUAGUAACAUGAUCUGUUUUUAUUCACAAGAGCCAGGUCAAACCAAAUCAGGUCAAUGUCUAUAGGUGAGAUUGUUUAACAAAACAGAACUUGUUUGACAUAGUAACUGUUCACACAAAUAAACUGUAGUACUAGAGGCCUCGUAAAGCUUCUUUAGAUUGAUCAAAUAUGCUGUAUAAAACAUAACUUUUUUGAAAUGCCACAAAUCCAGCAAAUAAAAUCAAAAUGGUUCCAUGAACUGUUCUCAGCAGAUGCUGUUUGUAAUUCAGGGGCAGAUUCAGCUUAUUUCAGUGGUCUACAAAGGCUGUGCCCACUAUGAAUAAAGCAAACUUCCUUAUGACAGAAGAGGCGCUGAAACAGGUUUGUUUAUUCGGUGCACUAUGGUAACAAUGGUAAACCUGACCUUGUUGGGGCUUUGUUGUGGACACUAACUCAUCGAGCUAUCUUGAUUAAGAUGGUUUCUCUGAGCGUGCAUAGCCAUUUAAUGUUCUGCUCCACAGCGGCUGAUGCAAACAAACCUUCAGGAGACGUUAAAUACACCAGAGCAGUGUGUACAGAGUGCAGCGGCGGAAGAAAAGCUCUGGUAUUCAUGGUGUUCAGCUUAUUAGCCUGCAUGAACAAUUCAAGAAUUUGGUUUCUAUAUCCACUCAGUGACUGAAUGUGUGUGGUGUUGGGUCUGUCUGCUGCGUUGGUGUAUAUUUCACAGUGGAUUUCUGUGAACAGUGAUGGAAUAGCCACUUCCUGUAAAGGUUAACAUUUAGAGAUUUAACAGCUCCAUGACGCAAAGAGGUUUUCAAAAAAUGCAAUGCAGAGGAAGUUACCCAAUAAACCUGCUUAGCCCUGAGAACUAUCAAACGUGUUA
Carassius auratus (goldfish) is the source of this 3401-nucleotide messenger RNA. RefSeq names its product solute carrier family 6 member 7 (gene slc6a7). Bases 202 to 2193 code for a protein of 663 amino acids. Gene Ontology annotation, molecular function: amino acid:sodium symporter activity. Gene Ontology annotation, biological process: amino acid import across plasma membrane; nitrogen compound transport; sodium ion transmembrane transport. Lineage: Eukaryota; Metazoa; Chordata; Actinopteri; Cypriniformes; Cyprinidae. The record is from RefSeq and is a predicted model, not a curated record. Gene Ontology annotation, cellular component: plasma membrane. The transcript is spliced from 16 exons.